AUGCGCGUUUCCUGCGGCUGCGGCCAGAUCCGCGACUGCUGCUUCGGUCGCGCGGCUGCCGUGACCUCCUCGCUUGACAACCUGCGCGCUGCAGCUCCUUGCGCGCGACUGCUGUUCAUGGCGCCCGUGGCGAUCGGCAGCAGCUGCUGGCGCACGACUGCAGCAGCAUUCGCGCCGCUGCAUUACAUCGCAUGUGGCGGCUUCUGCUGGUGCGCGCCCUCCCCUUGCCAUUUCGGGCGACCUUGUGCUAGUGACGAGCUAGCGAGCGUGAGCGGCUGCAGCCGGCAUCGGCACCUGGCGCUCUGGCGCGCACGUCUGCAGCUCCUGGUGGCGCACGGCUGCUGCUCCUGGCGGCCCACUGCUGCUACUUCUGGCGGCCCACUACUGCUACUCCUGGCGGCGCACGGCUUUCUCCUUCCUACCGAGGUGGCGGACGGAAGCAGCUACAACUGCUCCAGCACUGGGUGGCAGCGGUAUCAGCAGCACCUGUGUCACCUUGGUGAGCAGUCCCAGUAG
Molecule: messenger RNA, 516 nt
Organism: Closterium sp. Naga37s-1
Lineage: Eukaryota; Viridiplantae; Streptophyta; Zygnematophyceae; Desmidiales; Closteriaceae
Source: the annotation of a GenBank genome assembly